UUCUUUAUACUGAACGACCUCGGCCUCCAAAGCUUUAUUGGUCUCGGCAAGAUUCAACCGAAUCUCUUCAUUAUCAGCUAAAGCCUGCUGAGAGGAGGAGUACUCAGUCUGCACCCUCUUCACCUCGAGUAUAGGCUCCAUAGCUAGUCUUCAGAGCAUCAUCAUGGAUCAAAUUUGGAGCUCCGCGUAGCACCACCACAAAGACUCGAGGUCUAGGUUGCUGAUUGCAUCCUUUCUUGAAUCAGAAAGCAAGUCAGGGGCUACCACUCGUCCAGCAUGAACCCCUGGGAUGAGGAAGGUGUUGAAUAAUAUGGCUGGAGGAAUAGCAGAGUUUGAAGAACUGCUGCCACCAGCCAUCACAUCACCUCGAGCUUGACUUCAUGCCUCAUCUGUACCACUCGGUCUACCCGAAUGGGAAUGCUUUCUUUUUUUCUCCCUCUCGGUCUCUUUUUCUUUUUCCUUGCCUUUUUCUUUGCACCUCUUGGGCUGAUUGUCGACAAUGGCAAGGUCUCGGGGAGGAGGAUGAAGCUCGGUUACCUCUGGCAUAUGGUUAAGUUGAGGGUUUCGGUGCUCCUCAAUUGGUGUGUUUUCAGGAAUUCUGGUCUUCAAGGUUUGACAAUAUGUCGGUACGUUGACACCACGUUGAGCCAUUAGACCUACAUUAAAAACAAAAAGUCAAAUCAAUACAACUUGACUCAAAAACAAUCAUAAGGACGAAACAUACCAUCCAUGUUUAGACGAGGAUGAGGAGAUUUUAACACUAGAAGUAUGUGUCGGGCAAGAAGCUCUCGGAGAAGAGACUUCAAGUAAUCAAAAGCCGAUAACUCUCUGGCCGACAACAAGUCCUCGGGAAUCAAGUCAUACCAGCAAGGCACUCGGGUCCAGUGGAAGGGAAAGAGGGGAUUGUUUUCACUAUCAAAAAAAUAAUUUCUACCUACAGGGUGGACGGUUACUUUGAAGUAGCCAGUCUUGAAACCCUUAAAAGACGAAGCAUAAGGCCUGGGCAAUUCGGUUGUCUUAUUAAAGAUACUCACCUUGCUAAAUCUGAUGGAUGAGUACAGAAGAAGUGCAAAAAUAAACUUACACUAGGUUCUAUAUAAUGAAAUUUACAAAGUACCCUAAAUACUUGUAUCGCCGCCCACCCAUUCGGAUGAAGUUGUGUCGGCGCUACAUUCAGAACCCUCAACACUCCCAUUUGGAAUUCAUCGAAGGAUAACCUUAUUCCUAAUUCCCUAAACAUAUAUUCAUACAUAAAAAAGGUGUCGGUCAUCCCGACGCCUCCUACAAAAACAAAAUCAGGGUUCCCGGUUUCCUUUCCUCGGCAAGGGUUGAUGGAUAUCGGGUAGGGAUCAGAAGGUUCGCAUAAUAAAAUUUCACAAUGGUUAACAAAAGACUGAAGACUCCUAUUUUUUCUAAAUUGAGAGAAGUAGGCGGUUACUUCACCGUGUACCAACUUGUAUCUAGGAACUGUAGAGGAAGGGAAUACUGGUCUUUCCCUAGGGGGCUCAUGCUCGGUAGGAGUUCGAAAAAAUCAGAAUCAGUAGACUCAGACGAUUCAGCUUCGUCAUUGCAUUCCCUAAAGUGAGUCUCUACUCCUUCAUUUACCCCACUCGGUCUUGAAGAAAAUUUCACCCCCUUUGGUUCUCUCAGCAUUCCAACCAUCAAUACUAGUUGGCCCAGAUGAAUUUGACAAUGAGUUCGCCCAUUCUAAGGAUUCGGCCAUGGUAAAAUAAGAAAGAGAAGAAAGGAAGACUAAACUUACCUUACAGGUAGUUGGUUUGGAAGGAAAAGAAAUCUUUAAAAAUUUGGCUACCCUUCGGUUCGGAGCAACGGUGUAUACCCCUCAGUUCAGAGAAAAAAUGAGUAAAAGAAGCAUGGUUCACCACGUAUUUAUAGAACUGUGGCUUCGGACAGGCGAAGGGCCGCAUCCCUUCCAGACCGACAGAUCUCUUCCAUAUCAAACGGUUGAGAUCGAACACCCUUUCGUUUCGUACACACACAUCGAGGAAACACUAAAAAAUCUGAAAUUCUAGAAUUAUCUUUUUCCAUUAUUUAUUAUUAAUUUAUUUAUUUUAUUCUUGUGGUUUUUAGCCACACGAUCUACACCACUUUUUCGUUAAACCGAAAACCCCUUUCGGUAUGCAUUCUUCAGUCCACCAAAUACCUAGUCUACUUACUACACCUUAACUGAGUACCCUACUCGGUCUGCCUACGUUACUUAAACUGAAUACUCCCCUCGGUAUUCCUACUAAUCCUACAAAUCGAGUACCAUCUCAUCUACAUGUGCAUGAUGCUUGUAUAUUAUUAAGCCCUUACCUUGUACUUCUUCAGGCUUGGGAGGCUAGUGUACUGGAUAGGGAACUGCUUGGUCCUACAUAUAGGAAAAAGAAACCGAGCACCUAUUCGGCUGAAUAUCUUUUGUCAAGAUUAAAAGGUAAUUAACCCAAUUAAGAGUAAUUAUCUACUUUGAAUAAAUGGCCAAAUUUAAGACUGACUCAGCAGACCCAUUAGGCCAUAACAAUGCUUAUAAAAGGAAGGUAGGAAGUAUAGGUAAAUAGUUAACUUUUUAUUAUUAAAUAGUAUUUAUUGCUCAGAACCGAAUCUGACUUCAGCAUCGGAGUGACUUUUGCAGGUACCCUCUCCACGUCAACAAUAGUCAGAAGAACGUCACUGUUUCGUAAGAGAGACUUAAAGAUUAAUAUUUCUUUAGCUGAACACUUUUUAAAAUCUUAAAUUAGCUCAAUUAUUUUUAGGCCAAAGUCGAGUCUAAAGAACCGAACAUCUAAUGACAUAUUCGAAGUCUAAUCUCUUCUUCUAAUAACAUGACCUUAUAACGAGACAUUUUAAUGACGCGAUUUGAAUCUCAACAGAACUAAUGUAAAAUUUGUUUACGUGUAAAAACGGAGUUAAAUCGGACGAUUGUUAAACACCUUUCAUAAAUGAAAGGCGUAGGGUCAACGCUAUUAUGACAAAUAAGAAUAUGAUACGUAAUGCAAGCGAGUUUUCAAUAAAAGAAAACUCCUGAACAUCAUAAUUUAUCUAUUCCAAAUUAAAAAUAAAUAAAUAACACGCCGACAUUUGCGACUUCUGAAAUUCUCCUUCAUGUGCUACUGCUGUAAAAAGAAGAAGAAAAAAAAAAAGAAAAGGAAAAAGAAAAACGAAAACACAACGUGUUACGAUGUUGUCUUUAGUUUUAGCGGGAAGAAAAAAUAGAGAGAAAAUAAACCAUUGUGCGUGGGGUAACCAAAUAAAAAAAAAAAAAAAACUAAAACGGCAUCGUAGAGACCUCGAGAGUGUAUCCGCGAAAAGAAGGAAAUCGCAAUCGUCAUCUCCGAUCUCAGACUAAAUAUUUUUUCCAUCUAUACCCUUUAUUCCUUCGUCGAUUUCGAAGCCUUUCUUCUUCUUCCUCUAUAAGUGUUGUGAACUAUUCAGAUUCAGAUGUGCUGAAGCGAGUCACACAUGGCGACGACAAGGUCACCGAACCGUUCUUCCGAGGACGCCGCCGAUCCAACGCCGUUGAUCGCGUCUUCCUCCGACGACUCCAAUUCCGGUCGCCGAAUCCUCCACCGGCCGAGUCUCCGACAGGCGGCGCAGUUCCUUCGACAGGCGAGUGGGCGGAGGUUGAUGCGCGAACCGUCUAUGGUGGUGAGGGAGGCGGCGGCGGAGCAAUUGGAGGAGAGGCAGAGCGAUUGGGCCUACUCGAGGCCCGUCGUGGUUCUCGACAUUCUCUGGAACUUCGCAUUCGUCGUUGCAGCCGUUACGGUCUUGGUUUUGGGUCGCAGUGAGAAUCCGAACGUGCCUCUUCGGUUGUGGAUUGUAGGUUACGCUUUGCAGUGCGUGCUUCAUGUUGUGUGCGUUUGCGUCGAGUACCGGAGGCGCAUCCGCCGCCGGGAACUGUCAGACGCCAACGCCGCCGUUGCAGUUGGUGGCAGUGCGGAUUUGAGUGUGGAUGGUUCUGGACAGUAUGUAUCGUUGGCGCAGUUAGAUGACGAUGGAAUGAGUACAGCGAAGCAUUUGGAAUCUGCCAACACAAUGUUUUCGUUUAUUUGGUGGGUUGUCGGAUUCUAUUGGGUGUCAGCUGAUAGUCAAGCUUUAGUCCAAGAUUCUCCUCAGCUUUACUGGUUAUGUAUAGUCUUCCUGGGUUUUGAUGUCUUCUUUGUCGUUUUCUGUAUUGCGCUGGCAUGCAUCAUUGGUAUUGCUGUUUGCUGUUGUCUUCCGUGUAUAAUUGCACUCCUUUAUGCAGUUGCAGACCAGGAAGGGGCCUCAAAAGAAGACAUUGAGAAGUUGUCAAAAUUCAAGUUCCAAAGAACUGAAACUAAUGAGAAACUUACACAAGGACCUGUUGGAGGAAUAAUGACUGAAUGCAAUUCUGAUUCUCCUAUUGAACAUGUUCUUUCUGAUGAGGAUGCGGAAUGUUGCAUAUGCCUUUCUGCUUAUGAUGAUGGGGUUGACCUUCGACAACUUCCUUGUGGUCACCAUUUUCACUGUGCCUGUGUGGACAAAUGGCUGUAUAUAAAUGCUACUUGCCCUCUCUGCAAGUAUAACAUCUUGAAAAGUAGCAGUCAUGGUCAAGACGAAGUGUAGAAAAUUUCAGAAAAGUUGGUAGCAGCCAUGUUGGGGAAUUUGCACUCUUUUGGUUCGCCGUAUGCUAGGUCCAGCGUGUUAAUAUACUUUAAUACAGGCCCUCAUUGUAGUUGCUGCUGCUAUCUUGUAGUGGCAGGUGUUUUGAUUUUUGUUAUGGUGGCUUCUUACUAGUUGUGUAUAUCUUCUCAUUGUAUACCGGCAAUAUUUCUUGAGGCAAGUGGUUGUCAAUUUUUAAUCUUCAUUAUUACUGUUCUUUUGAGGGUAUACUGUUCAACCCCGGAGGAAGAUUAUAUUAUGUCUCAGGUGUACCGGUUGGGCUGGGUCAAUUCAACCAUCCUCCUUGAAUGUUACCGUUAGUGAGAUUCCUAAUUCAAAUUGAAGCUGUCUUUAUUGCUGACAUUUGAUUAUUUUAUUUACGACUAGCUCCAUAGGUUACUGAUUCUAGUGCUGAAGAAUGAAACCAAAAUAAUGAGUGGCUACAAGGGAAUCCAAAGAAGAACUGGAUGUUUAUGGUCAUCUAGAGUCAAUAGUCCGAAUUGUGGCUUUGCUUUCAUCUGAUAUUGGUGGCAUGAUUGGAGUUUAAUAGAUUCCAAAUGUAGUUUAUAUCAAUGCCUCUUGCAUGAACAUUCUGGAAAUAGUUCGAAGGAUUUAGGGUUAGGGUUUGACAUCAAUUCUGAAUGUUACAUUGGAUAAUGGUGACUGAUUUUAUGUCCAUCACGAGUCUCACAAGCCUAUUUGUGAUUUAAAUAUGGCGAUCAUUAUAAACUCUUAACGCUACGUAG
This is a messenger RNA of Abrus precatorius (Indian licorice), 5366 nucleotides long. RefSeq names its product E3 ubiquitin-protein ligase At1g63170-like. Bases 3460 to 4584 code for a protein of 374 amino acids. Lineage: Eukaryota; Viridiplantae; Streptophyta; Magnoliopsida; Fabales; Fabaceae. The record is from RefSeq and is a predicted model, not a curated record. The transcript is spliced from 5 exons.